Molecule: messenger RNA, 594 nt
Organism: Homalodisca vitripennis (glassy-winged sharpshooter)
Lineage: Eukaryota; Metazoa; Arthropoda; Insecta; Hemiptera; Cicadellidae
Exons: 1
Coding region: 1-594 (197 amino acids)
Molecular function (GO): nucleic acid binding
Source: RefSeq, a predicted model, not a curated record
AUGGACAAUGCAAAGUACCACUCAAAAGUAGUUGACAAACCACCUAACAGCAGUUCUAGAAAGGAUGAAAUAAUAGAGUGGUUAAAUAAUUAUGACAUACAGUAUGAAAAGGUGAUGUUAAAAGCCGAAUUGUUAGAACUUAUUCAAAGAAACAAACCACAGACAAAAUAUGAAGUUGACGAAAUUGCGAAGAAACAUGGUCACCGAGUACUUCGUCUGCCACCAUACCACUGUCACUUCAAUCCUAUAGAAUUAAUCUGGGCUCAAGUAAAGGAAUAUGUUGCAAGAAGCAACAGGAAAUUUAACAUAACUGAAAUAUUACGGUUGACGAAAGAGGAGUUGGAACAUGUAACAGAGUCUGAUUGGAAGAAGGUAGUAGACCACACGAAGAAUAUAAUCCUAGAUGCUUGGAAAAAUGAAGGGUUGAUGGAAGACUCCGUUGAGCAGAUGGUAAUAAACAUCGGCAAUGACAGCUCCAGUGAAGAGGAUUCGGACAGUGACAGCAGCGACAAUGAAGAGGAAGAACGCGGCAGUAACGUGAGUGGUAUUUUUCCCUCUCUCUCCGGUGGCAGAAAGAGUGUUGGACUUCGAUGA